AUGGCAAUGGCAGCCAUGGACGGAAGCUCCCCGGCCAGGAAGCGCCCUCGCUGCUCGAGUGGCCAGGACACUCAGCGGAGCAGUCAGGUGCACCAAGAGGUCCUGGACUUUCUGAGUGACACGCUGACAACAGCCUCGCAGAAGGUCGCCAAGUCCCACCUGCGCAUGAAGGCUGCUUACGAAGAACAGCAGGAGGCUUUAGUGCUCCAGGAGGCAGACCUCGCACUGGCACUUCACGCCCUGCGUCAGACAGGCUCUGAGCUUUGCCGACGUCAGCUGGAGAUCGCAGAGACUCGUGCUCGGACGGAUGAAGCUGGACGUGCUCUGGACAGUUUACAGCCCGUGGCCCAUCUUGUGGAGAGCGUGAAGGUGCUUUUGGAGAAGGGCCCGGCCGAAGACAGCGCAGACGCCACUAUGCGCAUGCUGCAGCAAGCCCUGCGCAACCUCGGAGAGAACUCACUUGCCGAUGUGGCGCCCAAGGUCCUUUUUAUGGAGCCCCACCUCCGGGAUGGCUUUGCCAAAACAGUUGAGCAUCACUUGGUGCAAGAGAUCACCAAACUCGAAGAAACCGUGGCCCAGGCGAAAUCUCGCUGCACGGAGGCAUCGCAGACAUUUCAGCGCGCACAGGCGGCGUUUGCAGACGCCACGCGUGCAGACAGCUACGCCGCGGAAGAGGUGCGCAAGAGGAAGGCGGCUUACGAGGACCACCAUCGACGGGUGAGCACGCACAGAGAGGCCUUGAUGCACGCGGAGGAGAAGGACGCAUGCUUUAGUCAUCUUGUGGCGCCGCUCACCUGGAAGACUUCAUCACAAAUUCAUGAGCAGGCAGAGAGCGACUCAGGUGAAGGAUCAACCUCUGCACCGGAGACUCCCCGUGGUGCAGAGGGCCGAUGGGAACACGAAGAAAGACCAACACCUCCCAAGCCCGUUCGCUGCACGGACAAAGACCAAGAUUUGGCUUGUGCGUUCAAGACGUCAUGCCCGGCACUGCAGGGUUUGGGAGGCCAACUCAGCUGA
Symbiodinium sp. CCMP2592 is the source of this 1017-nucleotide messenger RNA. Lineage: Eukaryota; Dinophyceae; Suessiales; Symbiodiniaceae. The record is from the annotation of a GenBank genome assembly.